Messenger RNA from Vanessa atalanta (red admiral), 3137 nucleotides. RefSeq names its product sprouty-related, EVH1 domain-containing protein 1 (gene Spred). NCBI's taxonomy places the organism in Eukaryota, Metazoa, Arthropoda, Insecta, Lepidoptera, Nymphalidae. Gene Ontology annotation, molecular function: protein kinase binding. Gene Ontology annotation, cellular component: membrane. The record is from RefSeq and is a predicted model, not a curated record. The transcript has 12 exons. Gene Ontology annotation, biological process: multicellular organism development; negative regulation of MAPK cascade. The coding region runs from base 149 to 1381 and encodes 410 amino acids.
GGACUGUUUUAUUGACGCAAGCGUACUGAGGCCCAACAAAGGGCCGAAUUAAAGACGGUUUUCAAGUGAAUCUGAUGUAUUUACGUCUUAAAAAUGGUGAAAUCUGUGAAGUGGCGUUUGGAAGUUAGAGUGUUUGCAAUCUCAAAUCAUGACCGAGGCCUCUGAAAAUGACUAUCUGGUGCGCGUGCGAGCGCAGGUCAUGUGUCGGGACGAGGGCACGGGGGGAUGGAUGGCUUUGGGUGGUGGCGGCCUCGCCGAUGUUAUGGUGUGCCGACGCGGACCAGGUAGUGGAGAUAUCAACGGUGACCAAUCUCAGACACAGACGAGUACGAGCGUAUCCCACACCGAAUACUACAUACACGGCAGACGUAUCAGCGAUAACACUCUCGUCCUCGAUUGCACGGUCAAAGAUGACUUCCAGUACCACAAGGUUAUGCCGACGUUCCAUCAUUGGGUCUCGGAUGAGAAGAAAUUCGGGUUAACGUUUCAGACUGCAGCGGACGCGAGGGCCUUCGACAAAGGAGUUCGGAUAGCUGUCAACGAUCUGUACCGUCUGGGCGGUGCCUGGCCGACGAUGUAUGGCUUCGAAGAGAAAAAUAGCGAGGCGAAGCCGAAGGAGGACGAUGAGGAAAAUAUCUUCGAACCCAUCUACUUCGAGGUGCUGCCGGUGCCGGAGUCGCGCUCCAGCUCGGAGAAGUCGAGCGCCAGCCGGCGCCAGGAGCUGUCGCAGACGCCCAUCCUGUCCGCCAUCACGCUGCCGCACCACGCGCACCACCCGCUCAGCGAAUCUCUGAACCUGCCGUACGAUGACAAACUAGACGAUUCGGAUACAGACCGCUGUCCCUAUGUCCAUCUGUCAGCUGUCCACGAGUACACUUACCCGCAGGUGGGUCCGGGCGGCGUGAUUAGUUCGGAGAAGUCUUCGCCCAACACCAAGCCGCCGCUGUUGAAACGUGAUUCCGGAUCGUUAAAGAAAUGUGGCUACAGCGGUGCCCCGCCGUUACCAAAAAAGCAUACAGAAACUUUCCAAGCGAGGGUUAAAUGCAGAUACUGUCAAGAGUGGUACUUGGAGAGCGCAAACAGGAGAGGCGCUUGUAAGUUUGCACCAGACUGCUUUCGAUCGUGUAUCGAUUGUGUUUCAUGCAUCAAAUGCGCUCAGUGUAUGCUGUAUCACUGUAUGUCUGACUCGGAAGGGGAUUUCGCUAUGCAUCCUUGCACCUGUGGCCCUCCCACUGAAAAUUGCGCUAAACGUUGGGUCGGCAUAACACUUCUGAGUCUGCUAGUACCAUGUCUCUGGUGCUACAUGCCUCUGAAGUGCAUUCACCGGACAGCAAAAGCGUUCAAUCUCACUGGAGGUGUCCACGCUCCUCAGCCCAAAUAGGAUUCACCGUCACAUAUCGCUGAAACGAAUAUGUGACUAAAUUGAAAGUAUCAUCGGAGCUAAAACUGCUGAAGUGUUAAGUGUUUGUGACAAUAGUGACUCAGUGAUAACACCAAUGAUGAAGUGAGGAUUGUUUAUGUGGAGUGAUGAGAAAAUGAAGAAAUAAGCAGGUUAACGGAAAUCAAACUGCACACAUUUGUCGUUAUUUAUAAAAUGAUUUCAGAAAUUCCAAUAUGUGGAAAAUGUGUAUGGAAAUUAAACGUAUAAGAGAUGUUUUAAAAUUUUCCAUAUUAUAAGAGUUUUUCAUAUUAUCUUAUUGAAUUCAGUAUUUAUACCGAGGGUAAUGUAAAGAUAACAUUUUGAAAAUGUUAAUUUGCUUAAAAAAAGUAUUAUGUAUAUGGAAAUAAUGAUAUAUUUAUUAAACAUAUUUUAAUAUAUAAUAGUGGCUAUAAAAUAACGAAUUCCAACUUGCGUUUUAAUCAUAGUAAUAAAAUAAUCUGGUAUGUAUGAUGUACUCCUAAAAGUUUCUAAAAGAAAUGAAGAAAUCUUUAUCCUGUUAAUAAGAUAAAAAUAUCAAUUAAAAUUUUUACUUAUUUAACAAAAACUGUUUUUAGUACAAAUAAUAAGUCUUAACGAACUUUUAAACAAAAUAAAAAUAUAAGAUGUUGACGUGCUUGAAGGUAUUAUAAUCUGUGUCAAGUGUUGGGACAUUUUUUUUAAUGACAACACUUGUUGGGGUGUUGAUUAAAUGGCAUGCUAAACAGUUCAGAAUGCUAUACUAGUUAUUUACAACUUUUAUACAAAAAAUGAAUGAAAUCAAUUGAAUAAGGUUUAUCUGUGUUGCCAGUUUAUGACAAAUUUGAUAACUAUGCUAUAAACUAAAAGGUUGUCCAACUCGCCAUGGUUCAAAAGGCAUUUAAUUGUAUGUAGUGCCAUAUGUAAUCUUUUUAAAAGAUUUGAUUUUCAAAAUUCUGUAAUUUAUAAAGUAAUUGGGUCUUCCAAGUUUUUUGUAUUAUCCAGCAUUUGUUUUUUAUUGUUAUAUAUAUCUGGUUAUAUAUGUAUUGUUUACAUUUUUGUAAAUUCUAUUUAGACGAUACAGUUGAGUCUUGCUAAUCUAGACUAAAAGGGACUGUAACUUUUAUUAAGCUGAUUUACUAUAGAAGUCACAUAUUGUAUCCUGACCAUUUUUUUUUUAAUUUGUUCUUAUAUCUUCAGUCUCAUCUUAUGUAUAGAAUAACAUAGUAUAUAUAUUUUAGUUUUAUAUUUUUUAAUCUAUGAUAGUUUUUUUUUGUAUAGAUUGUCUGGAUUAGUAGGAUUCUGCUGUAUAUAAGUUACAUAUCUCGCUGAUGUUAUAAUUAUUACGCUUUAUAAUAUCUUGUCUACCAUCAUAUAUGUAAAUUAGAAUUUUAAAAAUUAAUAAUUACAGCGCACUUGACCAAAUUCGGUCAGUAUUAAUAACAAUUUGUGUGAUUUUAUUAUAAUCUUUUUUUUAAUAAAACAUAUCUGAUGGUAGAUUAAAUAAUAUUUAAACACAAAUUUGCAUUUCAUUUUAAAAGAUCUGAUUGUUUACGGGUAAAAAUGUUACCUUAUUAAAAAAGAUCGGAUCUUCUUUUGUCCGUUUUUAAUAAUAUUUCGAAUUCGACUAUAACAUGCUAUAUAUCGAAAAUAAUCGUAAUGUCACUUUUAACAAAUAUAAUCGUACAUAAUUAGUGUUAUAUAAAACAUACAUUGAUAUUUUUUAAUCGUUGAAUGGUUU